GCAUCCCUACUCUUGGUGCGCGAGAAGAGACGUACGCCUGCGCGCUCGCGCGCGCGCGCGUUAUAUUAUAUACGCGCACUUGUUGAUCGCUGCAUAUAGCGGCCGAGUCGGUAUUUUCGGUUGGCAGUUAUUUCCGAAAGUUGAGCAACCGGAUGGUUGGCUAAUUACGCUGACUUUCCUCCUAUGCAUCGCUCCGCGUAAAAAUAAGCUAUCGAUUUUCUUGUUUGCCCUCGGCGAGUCCUCGUCUCCGAUAUUCAUCCGGAAUAUAUGUGGGUCGGAGCUUUUAAUUCGCGCGAAAACGCCCGGACUCACGCGACGCCGCUUAAAGAGAAAAGAAGCUCAACAACGAAUCGGAGCAAACAGCUCGCUCACGCUGAUUAAACUCGAUCGGCUAAAAGCUGACCACCCGAUAAACUCCCGCCUAACGAGACCUAUAGGAGAUAUAGCUCGCCGAAAAAUGCAAGUGCUCUCGGUCAGGCGAUCCCGUCGCGGGCCCGCUAUAAAAAUCUCGAGCCUCGUAUUUUCCGCGCACGUAAUAAUAACUCGGGCACGUGUACGCGAUCAUGCUGGCGAUAAAAAAAAGGAGCCAUAGCCGCGCUAUUUCUCAACCGAGCGUCGCGCUAGUUUUUCCGGUUGACUAUAUACCUACUUGGAGUAAUCUCGCCGGGCCAUCUGAGAAGAAUAAGCGCUCGCUCGCUUGCCGGGGCGAUAAUGUCCGGGAGAGACACGCGCGCGACCUCCGACGGACCUUAUUAGUUAACUGCAGCGGUUAACGAUUCCGCGCACGACGAUCGCCCCGGAUUAUUCUAGCCGGCGGCUAUAUAUAGGGGAGAAUAAGAAGCCGAGUGAGAGAGAGAGAGAGAGAGAGAGCGACUGCGGCGGCAAAAUCAAUAGCGCCGCGAGAAAUCGGUUGGCCGCUUAUUUCAGGAUAUUUUUCUAGCGACUCUCGCCGAAAUAGAUCCGCAUCCGCAGAUGCUCGCUCGGGCGCGCGCGCACGCACACACUCGUCCACUUAUAUACUCUCCAUUGCGUAUUCAAGGGGCGAGUCGGCUACCUGACCAAAAUUUCCGAGCAGGCUAAUAAUAGCGCGGAUCGGUCGCGUAUGAAAUAUUACGAGCGCGAGCGCGCGUGGCCGAUUUGAAUAUAAAAGUCGGGUUGUGCUUCGAAGCGCAGCCCAGACAGGACAGGGGGCAAGACAGCGAGGAAGGGGAGAGAGAGAGAGAGAGAGAGAGAGAGGUCACUGGUCAGAGAGCGCGUUUAGACCGCUGCGGACUCGCGCGACCGCGCGAUCGCUCAAGGAUUGUGUUGUUGUUGCGUGCGCGUGUGUGUGUGUGAGUGCGCGCGCGCGCGCGCCUGCCCCGUUCGAUUAUUUGGAUUAAUCCCGCGCCUGCAGCGCUGGAGCAGCUCCUAUACUGGUCAGUCGUCCUCUGCUCGCGAUAAGCCGCGCCGGCAACAUGUACGGCCUCAUCCUGGAGAACAUGGCCGAGUACAUCCGGCAGGUGUACGGCGAGGACCGCUGGGAGGAGAUCCGCCGACAGGCCGCGGUCGAGCAGCCCAGCUUCAGCGUGCACCAGGUCUACCCGGAGAACCUCAUUCCCCGGCUCGCCAAGAAGGCCAUUCAGGUCCUGGGCAUCACGGAGCGCGAGUUCUUCGACCAGAUGGGCGUGCACUUUGUCAGCUUCGUCGGGCAGUACGGCUACGACCGGGUGCUCUCGGUGCUGGGCCGGCACGUGCGCGACUUCCUCAACGGGCUGGACAACCUGCACGAGUACCUCAAGUUCUCCUACCCGCGCAUGAGGGCGCCCUCGUUCAUCUGCGAGAACGAGACUAGGCAAGGACUGACUCUGCAUUACAGAAGCAAACGCCGGGGCUUCGUCUACUACACGAUGGGCCAGAUCCGGGAGGUGGCCCGGCACUUUUACCACAAGGAGCUCAAGAUCGAGCUCGUCCGCGAGGAGAUACUCUUCGACACGGUCCACGUGACCUUCCAGCUGACCUUCGACAACCGGGCGUUCACCCUCGCCUCGCUGGCCAUGACGCGCGAGGAGAAGCACCUGCCGAUCGGCGCCUCGGUCCUCUUCGAGAUCUUUCCGUUCUGCAUCGUCUUCGGCUCCGACAUGAUCGUCAGGAGCAUCGGCAACUCGCUCAUGGUCAUCCUGCCGGACCUCAUCGGCAAGAAGAUCACCCACCGGUUCGACCUCGUCAGGCCGCUCAUAGCGUUCAAGUUCCAGUCGAUCCUCAACCGGACCAACAACAUCUUCGAGCUGGUCUCCGUGGAGCCGGUGCUCGCCGAGCGGCCGAGCGAGCGGCGCAAGAACGACCUGCUGCUCAGCCACGAGAUCGACUCGCAGGAGGACCGCACCCUCCGGCUCAAGGGCCAGAUGAUCUACAUGGACAACUGGAAGAUGAUGAUGUACCUCGGCACGCCGGUCAUGCCCGACCUGCACGCCCUCGUCGGCGCCGGGCUCUACAUCAACGACCUCUCGCUCCACGACUUCAGCAGGGACCUCAUGCUCGCCGGGACGCAGCAGUCGGUCGAGCUGAAGCUGGCCCUCGACCAGGAGCAGCUCAAGAGCAAGAAGCUCGAGGAGUCGAUGCGCAAGCUCGACGAGGAGAUGAAGCGCACCGACGAGCUGCUCUACCAGAUGAUACCGAAGCAGGUGGCCGACCGGCUCCGGAACGGCGAGAGCCCGAUCGACACGUGCGAGAUGUUCGACAGCGUCUCGAUCCUCUUCUCCGACGUGGUCACCUUCACCGAGAUCUGCAGUCGCAUCACCCCCAUGGAGGUCGUCUCGAUGCUCAACGGAAUGUACUCGCUCUUCGACACUCUCACGGAGCGAAACCACGUGUACAAGGUCGAGACGAUCGGCGACGCGUACAUGGUGGUGUCGGGGGCGCCGGUCAAGCAGAACGACCACGCCGAGCGGGUCUGCGACAUGGCGCUGGACAUGCUCGAGGCCAUAACCGACCUGACGGACCGCUCGACCGGCCAGCACCUGCAGAUCCGCAUCGGCAUCCACAGCGGGGCCGUGGUCGCCGGGAUCGUCGGCCUCAAGAUGCCCCGCUACUGCCUCUUCGGCGACUCGGUCAACACGGCCUCGCGCAUGGAGGCGACCAGCGGGGCCAUGCAGAUCCACAUCUCCCAGUCGACCAAGGAGCUGCUCUCGGCCGCCUACAAGGUCACCGAGCGCGGCGAGAUACAGGUCAAGGGCAAGGGCACCAUGAAGACCUACUGGCUGGAGAAGCGCGAGUACCGCUCGCUCCAGUCGACCAAGAACAUCUCGAUCCAGGAGCCGCACCAGUGGCACAGCUCGCCCGGCCAGCAGCUAUCAUCCUCGCCGAGCGGCGCCGCGGCGCGACUCGUCGCCAGGAUGCCCUCCUCGCCGAGCCUGCCCUACCCGGGCCAGCAGCAGCCCAUACCGAUCGGCCCGCCGACCGGCGUCUCGGCAUCCAGCUCCGGCCUCCUCUACGCCGAGGAGCGACCCAUCUACUCGCCCAUCACCUUCCAGGACGUCGCCCGGCGCUCGGUCGCCAACUCGCCCACCAAGAGUCUGCCCGUGAAAGAGCUGCGCUCCAACUCGCUGGGCGCCGUCUCGACGAGCUCCUUCCAGAACCCGACGGCCGACCUGCUGGGCUCGCUCAUCUCCGACACGGAGCAGCACUUUCGGCUGCACCGGGACAGCGGUUCCUCGCCCCGGCACUCGAAGCCGCAGCAGCAGCAGCACCAGCAGCAGCAGCAGUCCGCCGCGGUGCACACCUCCUCCAUCCAUCCCGACCCGCACAACCACCACCACCACCACGGCUACCACCACCAGCUGCUCCUGACGACGACGACCACGACCACGACCACGACCACGACCACGACCUCCUCCGGCAACUGCUCCGCCAGCAGCAGCGCCGAGGGGGAGGACAAGCACUUCCUCGGCAGCGGCAGCGACAGCAGCCACUCGCAGCUCCAGCGGAUGCGCGCCGAGCAGCCCUGCUGUCCGGGCUUCGCCAUCCCCAAGGCCGGCGGCCCCGGCGGCAAGUCCAAGAGCCAGAACGCCGGCUGCACCAUCAACUGAAUGUACUCUCGUUAUGCAUAGACCGCGCCUCGAGGGUUCUAGUAAGAAAACUAUUUCGACUUGCUACACACACAGCAAUGAAGAUGCAGCUUGUACGGUCAUAAAAUUAUGUAAUAAUAAUAACGAGUGAGCUUACACGUACAAUGAUUAGAAAGCGUGAAUUGUCGAAUCGUCUAUAUUGACCUUGAUAUCGUAGGAUAAGUUUGCAUAGGUAAAUAUAGUUUGUCAAAGUGUUAGGUAUACGCGUUAGAGGUCUAUCUAGAGUCUACGUGAAAGUUGGAGAAACUCGAAAACUGCGCGCCUCGACGAGUCACAUCUCUAAGCGUCCUUUAUCCUUCUAUGCAGCGGCAUGAAAAAAGCUCUCGUUUAGAUUAACGAGCUGCAUGUAUGUGAAAACAGUUUGAUAUUAAAGCGGAAGAUAUGUAUCCGCGUUACGCACACACGA
Molecule: messenger RNA, 4509 nt
Organism: Nasonia vitripennis (jewel wasp)
Lineage: Eukaryota; Metazoa; Arthropoda; Insecta; Hymenoptera; Pteromalidae
Gene: Gyc88E
Product: soluble guanylate cyclase 88E
Exons: 9
Coding region: 1455-4064 (869 amino acids)
Biological process (GO): cGMP biosynthetic process; nitric oxide-cGMP-mediated signaling; response to oxygen levels
Cellular component (GO): guanylate cyclase complex, soluble
Molecular function (GO): guanylate cyclase activity; oxygen sensor activity; heme binding
Source: RefSeq, a predicted model, not a curated record